AGGGUUUUUUUUUUCUCAAAAUCUCUCCACCUUUGAGCUUUUGCCCACCUUUGGACUCAUCAUGAACAUUAAAUCUAACGCCCUUGCAACAACACCUGUAAUACCAGCCCACCUGACACAGGCCCAGCCUGGUGAUCUUUGAUCACUGUGUGUAAGCAGGAAGUGAGGGAAUAUUGAGCAAAACGCCGCAUGAGAAAGACUUGCUCCCUGCUUUGUGGUGAAGAUCGGUCAUAAUGUCACUGGAUCAAAGCUGAAAGGUUUGAAUUGAUCUGUUCUUCCUGUCUUGGAACACCGUAAAAGAAAAUAAGACCUAAGUUGGAAAAUGUUGGGAAACUCUCGUCCCUUCUCUUACUCACCAAGGGGUUUCAAACCAGAGGAGCUUCCUCAAUCCAGGUGGGCUUUCCAACAAGAUGACUACAGGGGGUCCUCACCGAAGAGCUCGGAGAGAAGCUUAUCCAGGCCUACUGGCAAAUCCAUAUACAUGCAAAGAAAAGAAUACUCAGAGGUGCUCAACAGGCAGCCUGACAACCUUCACACCAGAGUGGAGCACGUGCUGACCUGCGAGCUGGACGGCCACCAGGUGAUCACAGUGGACGACUGCGUGGCCAAGGUCAAGAAACUGGACGCCAAAGGUCGUCUGUGGCCUCAGGAGAUGAUCAUGGAGGUCCAAGGAGGAUACCUUGUGCUCUGUGACACCCAAACCAAGGCGGAGCUGGAGGUUGUCCCCGUGACGAACAUCCAGCAGACCAAAGUCGUGUUGGACAGCUGCUCUUAUGACUCACUGCUGAUGGUGACUGCCAGGGAACGCAGCAAACGCUUCCCUCAGGUCUUCAUCUUCCAGUGUGAAGAGACUGGGGCAGAACUCCUAAAGAGUGAUCUAGACAAGUGUGUCCAAAAAGAAGGUGGCCAAGUGGAACCACGCUUUGACCAGACAGUUCAAAGAAGUAACAGCGAGAAUACUAUCGGGCUUCUAUCUCCUGGAAGUUUCCAGCAAGAAAGACCUCACCAAUCAUCACUACCGCCUCCAGGGCGCCCUCUACCACAGUGGAAUGACAGAGAACCUGACAGUUUCCAUCAGGCUGGACCUCGUUUUGGACCGUGGGAAAGAAAUCCACAGCGGUCGGAGCGCCCUCUGCCACAGUGGACUGACCCAGAACCUGAAGACAUUCCUCCUCCUAGCUACUACGUCCCCAAACAGGAAGCAGCGUACCGGCGUGACAUUGGCGGCUCCCAUGGCCGAGCAGAUGUGUCGGAGCAGACGGAUGUUGGCAGGAAUGCGGACAUUUUAAACCACGUUUUGGAUGAUCUGGAAACCUUCAUAGGGAAAGUGUUUGCUGCCACAGACGUGACUCCCCCCCAGCAGAGUGACAGAAGCAAAAAGAAAGGCGUGUUUAAGAAGAAAAGCUCCAGGAGCACAGCUGCCCCUCUGCCUCCCACUCAGGAAUUUGUCUCCUGUCUUCAGAAAAUAAAAUAUGGAUUCAACCUGUUGGGACAGCUGCAUGGCUCUCUGUCCAACCCCAGCUCUCCUGACUAUGUCCACAUCUUAUUUACCAGUUUAGCCACAAUCCUGCCUCACUACCACGCACAGUUGCCGCCCACAGUGGUCUCCCCCUUGCUGACGGAGGCAGCCCUGAGGCUGCUCAGGCAGGUGGUCAGCCCGGAGGAAGACCAGCUCUGGAGGUUCCUGGGAGACAGCUGGAACAUCCCCAGGUCUCGGUGGCCCGACGACGUCCCGCCUUACCUCCCUGAGUUCUAUGGCGGCUGGCAGCCACCUGCGCCCCACAAGCCUGCCCAGCUUCCUUACCAAAAUGACCACAUGAGCAGGACCAACAGCCAGCGGUACCCACCCGGGGAACCCCCUGGGUACAUCCGAGAAGGUGGCGAGCUAAUGCGAGUCAUGUAUGACAUUGUGGCUCGAAACAACCGUGAGCUCACCGCCAUGAAGGGUGAUGUGGUGGAGGUGGUACAAAAGUCUAAGCAAUGGUGGCUGGUACGCAACCAGCAUGGGGAGAAAGGCAACAUUCCUCAGAAUGUUCUGGAGCCCAUCAGGAGGGGGAUACCAGUGGAGGACAUGCGAUCGUCCCGCGGGCCAGCGUCUCUAAACAUGACGUCCUCGCCUGCAGAGGUGCGAGCAUGGCUGCAGCACAAAGGCUUCUCCAAGAUGACUGUCACCAGCCUCGGGGUGCUGACGGGUAAAAUGCUGCUGCAGAUGGGCAAGGACGAGAUGAGGAUUGUGUGUCCGGAAGAAGGAGCCAAGGUCUUCUUCCAGCUGCAGGCCAUCAAAUCAGCCAUUGCACUGGCCAGUGAACCCUCAGGCCUGUAUGAUGGACGCUACUAACGACCAGACUUUCUUCUCCAUUGUCAUUCUGUGGACAUUCCUUUCCAUUUACAAUUAUUUAUAUAGCAAACAAACUUGUUGUGUUGUGUACAAUUAUUAAAAGCAUGUUAAUAAAAUAUACUCAUUUGAUCAUAAACAUAAUUUGGAAUACUUUCAAGCUUUUUUUCCAGUUAUAUAUUUUCAGUAUUUCAAGUUAAUUGUGAGAAAGAAGUAAAAAUAAAGACACAAACUGAGAAAUAUUUUAACUUUAAUGUGCUCAAUGUGAAAUUUAAAGUAAAUUAAGUGCUAGAUAUCCAUUCUCAAAUAAUUAGUACCACCUUUUGGAGACAAGAUAAUAGAACUAAUUGAGCCAUUGAGGAAUGACAGCUCAUCACUUCUUUACUCCUUCUUGUUGCCCCAUUUGGCCAUCUUGUUGUUGACCGGGUUCUUCAGGAAUCUUUUAGACUUCAUGUAGUCCGCAAUCUUCUCCUGAGACUGCAACGCAAAUAAAACGUCAGAAUAAUUAUUAUACAUAUUGCCUGUCGUGAUGCACCGAUAGGAGGAAGAGAGAAGGACUUGGCACUUCCUAAAAGACUGCUCUCACCUCAAAACGAGUAAGGAGGUCUUGGAGGUUCUUGAAUUUAUCCAGGCACGUGCUGUGAAACAUCCUGUGUUGGUCCAACAACUCGUACAUGAUGAAGUCCACAAACGUGAUCUUGUACCCAGAAAACCAUUCAUAUUUAGUUAAAACUUGUUAUUUUCCAGUAUAUAGCAACCCAAAAAAAAACUACCUUGUCACCAGCAAACCACUUCCUGUCCCCCAAGAAAGUGGAAAACCGCUGCAGUACAUUAGGGAGCUUCUCCAGGUAUCCUUGCUUCAUCUUGUCCUGAUGGAGAGAGAAUUGUGUGACUUUUAAAUCAGGUUCAUUUGUAGGAAGGUCCAAUAUUCAGUAUUGGUUGAUACCGACAUUAAUCCCAUCAUAGUAAAUACUUUUACUUUGUAGUAUGAAAUGUUGGAAAAAGGUCAAGGGAUUUUUUUCAGGACAAUGAUAGGUUUUAGGGAUUGGCCGAUAUGUUUUUUUGUUCCAGGACCGAUACCAUUAUUAGUUGUCAAGGAGGCCAAUAAUCGAUAUUUGGAGCCGAUAUGAAUUUGUAGUAAAAGUUAUUCAAACAUGAACAGUAUGUCAGUAAACAGCUGAACAAAGCUUUAAGUGGUUUUUUGAGGAAAGUAGCGACAUAAUGUUGUGGUUAGUUUAGCACCAAACAAUAUCAGGGGAUCUCACAAACACCUUUAUUACUUGUGUCUAAGUGGAGAAUCAUUAU
Nerophis ophidion (straightnose pipefish) is the source of this 3640-nucleotide messenger RNA. It is a transcript of the gene eps8l3b, whose product is annotated as EPS8 signaling adaptor L3b. The record is from RefSeq and is a predicted model, not a curated record. Gene Ontology annotation, biological process: Rho protein signal transduction; positive regulation of ruffle assembly; regulation of Rho protein signal transduction. The coding region runs from base 323 to 2338 and encodes 671 amino acids. NCBI's taxonomy places the organism in Eukaryota, Metazoa, Chordata, Actinopteri, Syngnathiformes, Syngnathidae. The transcript has 19 exons. Gene Ontology annotation, molecular function: actin binding. Gene Ontology annotation, cellular component: plasma membrane; vesicle; ruffle membrane.